Molecule: messenger RNA, 1173 nt
Organism: Stereum hirsutum FP-91666 SS1
Lineage: Eukaryota; Fungi; Basidiomycota; Agaricomycetes; Russulales; Stereaceae
Exons: 6
Coding region: 1-945 (314 amino acids)
Biological process (GO): cardiolipin biosynthetic process
Cellular component (GO): membrane; mitochondrion
Molecular function (GO): cardiolipin synthase activity
Source: RefSeq, a predicted model, not a curated record
AUGUACUCUGCACGCCAUAUCUGGCCCACGGUCUCUAGGACACUAUGGCAUGCCGAGGUUUCUGUGCCACGACAUCUCAAAGUCUCGAAAUUCUCAACAUCCUUACGCAUAAAUCCAUCGUAUCCAUGUUUCCUGCGGCCACCGUCCCGACUUCUCGACUUUCCAGUUCAACGGCGUUUCCAACAAUGUCAUUACAGCUCAAAGAUACCUCAGAAAGAUAAUAAACCUACUUCUACAGGAUCUCAGAAUGACUUAGACCCGAUACCGCCUAAAUUUGAUAGUCUGGCAAAAGCAAUACACGAAAACAUCUACACGUUACCCAACUUGCUCACCGCCUCUCGAAUCGCAGCGUGCCCUGUUCUUGGUUGGGCUAUUCUAUCGGACGAUUAUCUACUUGCGACAGGACUGUUGGCGUAUGCUGGGGUGACUGACUGGGUUGACGGGUUCCUCGCACGUCGAUUCAAUAUGCAAUCCGUCAUGGGAACAAUUCUUGACCCAGCGGCCGAUAAAGCUCUCAUGACGACACUUGUUAUAACUCUGGCCAUGAAGGAUCUACUGCCUCUUCCUCUGGCGGUGGUCAUCCUUGGACGAGAUGUACUUCUUAGUCUGUCGGCGUUCUACAUACGAUACACUUCUCUUCCUCCUCCGAAAACAUUCCAGCGGUAUUGGGAUUUCUCUAUCCCUUCCGCUGAGGUGCGCCCCACGCAGAUCAGCAAGGUCAAUACCGCUCUACAAUUGUUGCUCAUGGGUGUAACAACCGUCGGACCCCUUAUGCCGCACGACAUUUCCACAUUCCUCUGGGGCCUGCAAUGGACCGUUGCAGCAACAACGGUUUGGAGCGGCCUCUCAUAUGUCUUCGCGAAGAAUGGAUUCCGUGUGGUAGCCAAAAAUGCGAAAGUCCCGCCUGGCACCCCGCCACCGCCACCGACUCCUCCGCCUUCGUAGUCAGUCGGUCAGCACCAUCGUACGCCAUCAAACAGUGCGAAUCAGUGGUCGAUAUUCCGCUUCAUCUUCACUGCCCUCAACGACGGAAUACGGUUCAGCUCGAAGCGAUAGUUUGAUAGAAAUCUAGCACUGUGAGGUUAUGCGACACGCAGGCUUCUUGCUCUAGCAGACACAUAUUACAUCAAAUGUCAGAAACAUACUCUUCCGAAAAACCGAAUAAACAGUAUA